AUGAACCAAUUACAGUCUGAAAUCACUCAGUUAGAAUCUAAUCCUGCUAAAAACCAAACUGAACUAGACUCUAAAAAAAAGCAAUUAGCCGAGUUAGAAACUAAAGAAAAAGAACUAACUAAAUCUUUACCACUAACUACUCAGAUUAGUAUCUUACAAAAAGAAAUCCAAACUCUAACUAAUAAACCUACUAAAACUAAGGCUGAAGAAAGGGUUUUAGAGAGUAAAAAGCAAGAAUUGGCGGAGUUGUUGAGAAAGCAGAAUGAUUCUAAUACUAAUAAUGCUAAACCUAGUGAUAAAACCAAACUUUAUAUUGGUUUAGGAAUAGUAGGAGUAGUUUUGCUUAUCAGUCUCUUUAUUUUUAUAAGAAAACAUAAAAAAAGGCCUACUUAG
Molecule: messenger RNA, 393 nt
Organism: Ambispora gerdemannii
Lineage: Eukaryota; Fungi; Glomeromycota; Glomeromycetes; Archaeosporales; Ambisporaceae
Source: the annotation of a GenBank genome assembly